Ctenopharyngodon idella (grass carp) is the source of this 1165-nucleotide messenger RNA. It is a transcript of the gene atp6v1g1, whose product is annotated as ATPase H+ transporting V1 subunit G1. Bases 156 to 512 code for a protein of 118 amino acids. The transcript has 3 exons. Gene Ontology annotation, biological process: proton transmembrane transport. Gene Ontology annotation, molecular function: proton-transporting ATPase activity, rotational mechanism. The record is from RefSeq and is a predicted model, not a curated record. Gene Ontology annotation, cellular component: vacuolar proton-transporting V-type ATPase complex. NCBI's taxonomy places the organism in Eukaryota, Metazoa, Chordata, Actinopteri, Cypriniformes, Xenocyprididae.
UAUGACACGCUACUAGUCUCGUGCAGUCACGUGAUUGUCAUCAGCAGUUCAGUGUGACGCUCGUCAGCUGACGUUCAGUCGACCUUCUACUGCGGGAGAUACGGACAUCCAAACAUCUCCAUCCGCAGUGUCUCAAAUAUACCUCUUAUUGAAGUAUGGCGAGCCAGUCUCAGGGCAUCCAGCAGCUGCUGCAGGCCGAGAAAAGAGCCGCAGAAAAGGUCGCUGAAGCCCGUAAAAGGAAGAAUCGGCGUCUGAAGCAGGCCAAAGAGGAGGCACAGGCCGAGAUUGAGCAGUACCGUCUGCAAAGGGAGAAAGAGUUUAAGACAAAGGAGGCUGCGGCACUAGGGUCCCAUGGAAACUCUGCUGUAGAGGUGGAUAAGGAGACCAUUGAUAAGAUGAGACGCAUCCAGAGCAGUUUUCAGCAGAAUAAGGAGGCUGUGCUUGGAAACCUGCUGAAGAUGGUGUGCGACAUUAAGCCAGAGAUCCACGCCAAUUACCGCGUCUCUGGAUAAACAGCUCUGUCCAACCACCACAUCCGUUACAAUCUCUAAAGGCCCACAAAGCACUGAGACAAAGACUGCUACUGGACAUAUCACGUUACAAUCAUAAUAUUAAAAAUCAUUGGACUACUCUGCUUAAUAAAAACACUUUUUAUCUGUUUUGCAACAACACAUUUCCUGCGAUUUAAACAGAUAUUCAUUGAUGCAUAAACCAAUCAAUGGUCUUGUACUUUAUAUACACAUUUCGGCAGUAUUUUUUCAUUUGUUUGCAUAUAUCUUUGAUAUGAACCAAUGCAAGUCUUUGUCUCUGCUCUUUUGGUUAACUGUAGUAUUGUCUGGUUUAUCAGAGUGAGCUUCUUUCUUUGUGAAUGAUACCUUUAAAUGUUUGUAUGAGUGUCUGUAUUUUGAUGCAAUGUUCUUAAUUUAUAAGUAAUCAGAUGUUAUUGUUUUAUCUAAUUGAUGUAUACACAGUUUAAUUUUUUUCAACGGCUCUUUUGUGACAAAGCUCAUUGUCUCAUACAAUUAUCUUAAUGUAGUAAUAGUAAUUAAAUUAGCUCCACAAUUCCUCUCUGUGCUCUUGUUCUGUAUAUGUUGGUGGCAUUCCUCUAUUUGAACCUGCUGUGAAAAUGUAAUAAAUGUCUAUGUGUACAAAUGGAUCCACACAA